UCAUUUUUCACCAGUUCUCCACAACUGUUUCGUUUUGGAUGUUCGUGGACGGAUGAUUCAUUCGUCGUCAAAACAGUAAUCUCAAUAACAAAGUGCAUUAUGCUAGCUUUUGUGUGGUGCAGUGUAUGAUACUCGGGUUGCGUUUCGUAGCCAUUAUAAUAUCCUGUAUGCAGUACUCCUACUUAGAAGAGGUCCGCACUUGGCCGAUUGUUUUGCUGUUCCACCUGUAGGUUUCCGUCCAGAAGUGCCUGUACUGGUGGAACCGAUGAACCAUGUUGACCAACCGUGCCUACCGACUGCUGACCUACCUGUUCGGCAGCAUAAACAUAUUGUUCGUUCUGGUCAUACUAAGCCAAGGAGCCGAGCAAUUGCUUGUUGAUUGGCAAACCGCAUUGUACCAAAUAGUGAUACCGUGUGCCUUAAACAUCCUCUUCGCCAUGUGCUGGAUGAUCGGGGCGGGCCUUAGAAGACCCGCAUUAAUAGCAACGUUCAAAUACUUUAGCUUUGUACAAAUGGCACUGCUCGCCGGAAUCAUACUCUACGCAGCUUACUACGGCCACAAGGAAGGAUUAUCGUCUAAUUUGAUGAUCGUGAUGUGUCUAUUGAUAUCUUUAUUCUUUCUCUCACUGAUGGAGGUCCUCACGGCGAUCGGAACGGAACAUGCGAUAGCGAAGGAACGCGAAAUUUUCCGUCUGAGGCCCGGUAUUGACAUACCGCUAACCUUACAGCGGCACGAUAUAGCCCGACCACCUGGAUCCCCGGUGUCCCAACGGGCGCUCAAUCCGAAAGACUAUCAGCCGCACUAUGUGUAGCGUAGCGAUGUAAGAACUACAAAUGUCAGCCGUCUUCAACCGGCAUAGCCGAAGUCGCAGAUGGUGCACUGCACCAUCGAAAUGCCUUUUGUAAAGUUAAUGGAAGCUUUAAUCUACCGUACGCCUUUUAAGCAGCUGUAUGUUAAAACAAUGUGUUGUCCCUCGUGUUAGCAAUGAACAAUAACUACAGAAACUAUACUUCCUGCAAGUCAGCCAAAUUACCUCAACUAAAGAGCGUAGCUUAUGUCACCGUUGACGAUAUUAAUAAAGCGUGUAUAGCAAUUGAUAUUUUAACAAAGUAAA
This is a messenger RNA of Anopheles coustani, 1115 nucleotides long. RefSeq lists its product as uncharacterized. NCBI's taxonomy places the organism in Eukaryota, Metazoa, Arthropoda, Insecta, Diptera, Culicidae. The transcript has 4 exons. The record is from RefSeq and is a predicted model, not a curated record. Bases 273 to 812 code for a protein of 179 amino acids.